This is a messenger RNA of Plectropomus leopardus (leopard coralgrouper), 3389 nucleotides long. It is a transcript of the gene tlr9, whose product is annotated as toll-like receptor 9. Gene Ontology annotation, molecular function: protein binding; pattern recognition receptor activity. NCBI's taxonomy places the organism in Eukaryota, Metazoa, Chordata, Actinopteri, Perciformes, Serranidae. Gene Ontology annotation, biological process: defense response to virus; positive regulation of interleukin-6 production; toll-like receptor signaling pathway. Gene Ontology annotation, cellular component: plasma membrane. The record is from RefSeq and is a predicted model, not a curated record.
GCUCUGUGGAUAGUUCAACACUUGUAUCAGUGAUGAUUGCUUCGUCUGGUUCCUGAGUGAAUUUUAGGAUACAUUCAAUACCCAUCAUGGCCACGUUGAAACAUACCCUCAUCCUGUGCCAGCUUCUUCCAUUAGUGAUGACCAUAAAUACCAUCUUAUUCCCGUGUGACACUGAUGAGAAUACCACCAUAGUGGACUGCUCCAACAGACCACUCAAGCAUGUCCCCUCCAUCAACUAUAAAACUGUAAUAUCACUUGAUUUAAGUCAGACUAAGAUCCAGCAAGUGGGGCAGCAUGCUUUCUCCGGUGUCCCAAACCUUGGCACUCUGAAAAUAAUGGGGAACUGUCAACCGGGUCGCCUGAGAGAUUUGGAGGACCGCUUAUGCAAAAUGGAGAUCCAUGAUGAGGCAUUCAAGAGUCUAUCAAAGCUGAAUUCUUUGUAUCUAUCAGGAAACAGUCUCACCUCUAUUCCCCAGUUACCUGAAAAUCUGACGCUUCUUGACCUACAGAAUAAUUGCAUCUUUGAAAUUAACCAGCCUUUAAACACUCCACAUCUCAAAGACCUCUACCUCACCAAGAACUGCUUUUAUGCAAACCCAUGUGGGCAGUCCUUUUACAUCAACGAGAGCGUUUUCAGAGGGCUCUCUGAACUCAAAAACCUUACCUUAGGGUAUAAUAAUUUCACAGCUAUCCCUAAAGGGCUACCACCCUCACUGGAAAGUUUGGAUUUAAAAGAGAAUACAAUCACAGAGGUCUUAGAAGGAGCAUUUGCCAACUUGACUCUCCUGAAGUAUUUGAAUGUGGAGUGGAAUUGCCAGCGUUGUGACCAUGCAGCCAGGCCCUGCUUUCCUUGCCCACAAAAUCUCUCUCUACACCUGUAUCCAAACUCAUUCUAUGCUGAGAACAGCUCCCUCAGCUUCCUAAGCUUGAGAGGAAACUCUUUGAAAACAUUUCCUGAGGGUCUUUUCCGACCUUUGAAGAAUUUAAAGGGUUUGGACCUCUCUGACAACCUUCUGGCAUAUGCAAUACAAAAUGGCACCUUCUUUGCAGAGCUGGAGGGCCUCACUUGGAUUAGCCUUAUCUAUAACUAUGAACCACUGAGGACAUUUCAGGAGUUUAACCUCUCCCAACAUAUUGGCAAUAUGACUAAUCUCCGAUCUCUACUUCUAAGUGGUAACUUUUUCCACAGGCUUUCAAGUGACAGCCUUGAUGUUUUGUCCAAACUUCAAAAUCUAAGGACAUUAGAAUUAAGAAUGAAUUUUAUCAAUACUGUAAAUAUGACAUCUGUGAAACCAUUAAAGUUUCUCAUAGAUAUUGACCUCUCCCAAAACAUGCUAAAUUUUCUUCCCUGGGGCUUGAAUGUGUCAACUAAGAUUGUGGUACAGGAAAGCUGUCAAAACCAGAACUUGUACACACAUUAUUUUCCUGACCCAUCGCUUAUGCUAAUAGAUCGAAAAGCUACACCUGGAAGUGACAUCUGGGAAUCCAACCAAUCAAACCUACUAGAAAUGGUGGAGGAUCAUUUGUCAAAAUUUAAAUCACUAUGGGACUUUAAAAAUGAUUUCUGCCAUGAUAAACUGACAUACGACUUGUCUCAAAAUGACAUUAUGUCUCUUAACAAAGAGGUGUUUUUAGGCAUGGAAAAUGCUGUUUGUUUAGACCUUUCCUUUAAUUACAUGAACCAGGCAUUUAAAUGUGGUCUGUUCAAUAGCAUGAAACAAUUAGUUUUUCUUAAUUUGUCAUACAAUAGACUUGAUUUUUACUAUAGAGAUGCUUUCAGUGAGCUAAAUUCUACUCUGAAAGUACUGGACGUCAGUAACAAUGACUUUUACUUCAACAUGAAGGGCAUGGGUCAUCGUUUUGAGUUCAUUCAAAAUCUGAAAAACUUGGAAGUUCUGAGUUUGGCAAACAAUGGCAUUGGGAUGCGAAUAGACCAAAGGUUGGUCAGCAGCUCUCUGAAGUACCUCUACUUCUCUGGAAAUCAUCUCAACAUUAUGUGGGAGUCUGAUAACAAUAAGUACACUCACUUCUUCCAAAGCCUAACAAACCUUACCCACCUUGAUAUCUCUAACAACAAUCUGAAGUCAAUCACACCAGAAGUGCUGUGCAACCUCCCAAGAAGCAUUGAGACCCUUAGCAUCAGCGACAAUCUGCUGAAUUACUUCCCAUGGCUAAACAUCUCGGUGCUCAGCAAUUUAUGUUACCUGAACCUCAGUCAAAACUACCUAUAUUACUUGCCUAAUCACGUCAUAGAAUUUGGAGCAGAUUUUUCUCUCUUGGACCUCAGUCAUAAUCGCUUUAGUUUUAUUCCUGAGGAUUUCUUCAGUAAGGCAAAAUCCUUACAGUACCUCUAUCUCAGCCACAACCAGAUCAAAGAGUUGAACCAUCAGUUUCUUCCUGCUCCCUUCAAAAAUGGUAGUGCCCUUCAGAUACUCACCCUGCAUGCAAACCCCUUCAAAUGUGACUGUGAUACAUCUUGGUUUGCAGACUUUUUGCGUAAGACUUCGGUGCGGAUUCCUUAUCUCACUACACGUGUAUACUGUGAUUACCCAGAGUCCCAACAGGGCGUGAGUAUACUGUCCAUGGACCAGCGUUCAUGCCAGGACAUAUAUGGUAGCUUGGCCUUCCUCGUCUGUUCAUUUUUAGCUGUGAUGUUCACUGUUCUGCCCCUUCUGAAGCAUCUCUACGGCUGGGAUCUGUGGUAUUGCCUACAGGUACUUUGGGCAGGACAUAAGGGCUACUCCCAGCUGGUGGGUAGUGAUUCACCUUAUCACUAUGAUGCUUUUGUGGUGUUUGACACCAGAAACCAGGCUGUGAGGGACUGGGUCUACAAUGAGUUAACUGUCAAUCUGGAAAACUCAGGUCACCGGAGGUUUUGCCUAUGUUUGGAGGAGAGAGACUGGGUUCCUGGGCUUUCAUGUAUUGAAAAUCUACAUAAUGCUGUGUACAGCAGUGUGAAGACAGUGUUUGUGCUGUCUAGUGGUGCCACUGGUGGAGAAACAGUGAACGGUGUGAUCCGCCAGGCUUUCUUCAUGGUUCAGCAGCGACUUUUGGACGAGAAGGUGGAUGCAGCUAUAUUGGUUCUUUUGGAUGAGAUGUUUCCGAAACUGAAGUACCUAGAGCUGAGGAAGAGGUUGUGCAAAAAGUCUGUGUUGUCUUGGCCGAGGAACCCAAGGGCUCAACCUCUUUUCUGGAACCAAAUGAGAAUGGCAUUGUCAUCAGAUAACCUCAAAUUCUAUGACCACAACAUGAGUGAAAGUUUUAUAUGACUUCCCUUCAGAAAGCACUUUUGUGAAAAAGUCCUUGUUGUUAAGGAUCUUAUUGCAAUUACCUUAUGGCUUACCUUAAAAUGUAACUAAAAUUUUUAGAUUGAAAUGUAACCAUUCUUU